AUGUUAUUACAAUCACAACAGGUCACGCCGAGGUCCAAAACCUUCAAAACUACAUUACUAGCUGCCUCAGUUGCAGUAUGCUUUCUACUCUACCAGGCGUGGAAUCACCAGGACCGGAUCGCCGAUGAAUUAGCUGAGCACCUCCGAUUACCCACGGGGUACGGCCUAGGGGAGCCGCCAGCUGUUGCAGCUGAAGACGAGACAGUACUGGCGGACGAGGGAAUUCCCAAACGGAUAUGGUACAAGCUCGGGCCGAAAGGCAAAAGCCAACAGAUUGAAGAGUGGACGCAGAGCUGCAUCAAACAAAACCCGACCUACAGAUAUGAGUUCUUCUCAGACCCGUCGGCCGAUUACUGGGUGGAAAAGACGUUCUCAGCAUCGCGCCCUGACAUCGUCGAGGCGUAUCUCAGCCUAACAGUUCCUAUCCUUAAGGCAGACCUUCUGAGAUACCUGCUGUUAUAUGUUGAGGGCGGCGUGUGGUCGGACCUGGAUGUUUCCUGCGAGGGCAUUCCCAUCGACGAAUGGAUCCCCGAAGAGCACAGGAGUGAGACGAACCUGCUGGUCGGCUGGGAAUUUGACGCAGGAUGGAACUGGGAGUACACGCAUGAGUUCGCCAGCUGGACCAUUUUGUCCAAACCUGGGGUUCCGCACAUGCUGAUGGUGAUCGACGACAUCAUCGACUCGAUCCAUCAGAGCACAGCAGAGGCAAACGUCACCAUCGCUGAGCUAACGAUGGAGAUCGUUGGGGACAUUGUCGACUACACCGGCCCAAGGAGGAUGACACGGAGCAUCCUGAAGAGCCUCGAGCGAGCUCUGGGAAAGCCCAUCGGGCGCGAGAUGAUUGAGAACAUCCGAGACCCUGUGCGCGUGCUUGACGUUACCAUUCUACCCGGGUAUGCGUUCGCCAACUUGACGAAUAAAUUCGACGAGGAAGAUGGGCCAGUUGGCCCGACUUUGGUCUCUCAUCACUAUGCAGGCACAUGGAAGAAUGAGAAUGGUGGUGAGCUGGCCAGGCGGCAGCCCAUGAGGAUAUAG
Diaporthe amygdali is the source of this 1035-nucleotide messenger RNA. Its product is annotated as lpha-mannosyltransferase och1. The coding region runs from base 1 to 1035 and encodes 344 amino acids. Gene Ontology annotation, biological process: protein N-linked glycosylation. Lineage: Eukaryota; Fungi; Ascomycota; Sordariomycetes; Diaporthales; Diaporthaceae. Gene Ontology annotation, cellular component: mannan polymerase complex. The record is from RefSeq and is a predicted model, not a curated record. Gene Ontology annotation, molecular function: alpha-1,6-mannosyltransferase activity. The transcript has a single exon.